AUGUUAGAAGGAGCUAAAUCAAUAGGUGUCAGAGCUGCUACAAUUGCUUUAGCCGGAGGAUUUUUAUGGGGUAUUGGAAACGUCCUCAGUUCUUCGAUUCAUUCCGUGGCGCGAAAUCCUUCAUUGGCUAAACAAUCAUUUGGUUAUGCCAUUUUGGGCUUUGCUUUCACCGAAGUUAUUGCAUUUUCGGAAAAAUCCCUCAAAUUCACCGUCUCUGGCCGCACCAGCCUCCGCAGUACAAUCACUCGCUUCCUGCCGGAGGUCAACCACCUAUUCUACGCUCGCAAUAUCCGCAUCGGCACGAACAAAUACGCGGGCGGAACUGCCUUCUUGGCGUUCGACGUUAUCUUCGACGCCGAGGCCGCCGAACGCCAUUCGGGAUUCAGCGUUGCCUACAGAUAUCUGAUCGUCUUGUACUACCAGCAGGCGAAGGUGGGAAAGAAAUUUGACCGGAGAUUCUGGGUCUUCUGGGAAAAGAAAGUUACGGGUCAAAAUAGCGAUUGA
Messenger RNA from Striga hermonthica, 504 nucleotides. The record is from the annotation of a GenBank genome assembly. Lineage: Eukaryota; Viridiplantae; Streptophyta; Magnoliopsida; Lamiales; Orobanchaceae.